UUGCCCCUUACUCCCGAAAACCAGGUGCAGAGUAUUACUGUGAAGGAGAGUGAACCGGAACGGCAAGAAACUCGAGCUCGCGCGGAUGAGAAUCGUCGUUAUGUGAUCGAGGCCACCAUUGUUCGUGUGAUGAAGGCACGCAAAACGCUUGGUCAUGGUCAAUUGGUAGUGGAGGUGAUCGAGCAAUUGAAAUCCCGUUUUGUUCCGACACCAGUUAUGAUUAAACAGCGGAUCGAAUCACUGAUUGAACGUGAAUUUCUUGCCCGUAUGGAGGAUGAUCGUCGUGUAUAUCGGUAUCUUGCCUGA
This is a messenger RNA of Echinostoma caproni, 306 nucleotides long. NCBI's taxonomy places the organism in Eukaryota, Metazoa, Platyhelminthes, Trematoda, Plagiorchiida, Echinostomatidae. The record is from the annotation of a GenBank genome assembly.